Amaranthus tricolor (Joseph's coat) is the source of this 1897-nucleotide messenger RNA. RefSeq lists its product as uncharacterized. The coding region runs from base 145 to 1320 and encodes 391 amino acids. NCBI's taxonomy places the organism in Eukaryota, Viridiplantae, Streptophyta, Magnoliopsida, Caryophyllales, Amaranthaceae. The transcript is spliced from 11 exons. The record is from RefSeq and is a predicted model, not a curated record.
UCCAACCUGACCACAGCUUCUUGCCGGUUUGGGACCCAUUCGGUUGUGAGUAAUCCGCCCGGUGGCCAUCAUUUUGGGUGUGAAAGGAAAAAAUGCCCAUUUUGUCUAUGUAGAGAAAGCGGAUCGGGAACUUCUGGAAGGAAGAUGGACGAAAAAAUUGUUUCUCCAUGGGUGUCUCCUGUUCAACUCAGCAACUGCCUCCAUGAUCUUCUCAAAUUUGUUCUUCAAUCUUCCAUCAAUGGCACCCUUGGCUUCGACCUUAACUUAUCUGCUGACUUCUGUUCUGGACUUCUAAAACAUGAUGACAUUGGCAAUCAUACUGAUUUUACUGAAGGGGUGCCACCAUAUCCUUUAUACAAGCUUUUAGCUUCUGCUUUGGAACAAUGGAUAGUUUCUGGAUCAUUCCUUUCGACAAGUGAGGAUGUGCCACCAUUGUGUGAGGAUCAGUCUUUCAAAGAGACGAAAGAUAAUUGGAAUAAGUUAAUUUCACAAAAGGGGUCUCAAUUGGUAAAUAUGUUGAAGAGCAUCAAAUUUGAACUUCAUGUUCAGGAGCCAUAUUUUACACAGUUGAAAGAUGGCAUGAAAACAGUUGAAGGAAGGUGUGCAGUAGGAAACUACAAUCGUAUUCAACCAGGGGAUAUAAUUUUCUUCAACAAGUGCUUGAUGCUUGAAGUUCAGGAUGUUCGCCAUUAUUCAUCAUUCUUAGAGAUGUUGGGCUCUGAAAAUUUAGAGCACGUGCUUCCAGGAGUAGGAACCAUUGAAGAAGGUGAGAAAAUCUACAGGAAGUUCUACACUAAGGAAAAGGAACAGUUAAAUGGUAUGCUUGCAAUAUGUGUUGGCAAACCAGAUUCUCAGCCUUACAUUGUCUUAUGUGACAUUGUUUCAGGCCUUGGUUAUAGGGGCAUCCAGAGCUUCCUAGGGCUUAAGCAAACUGUAGGAACAAUUCCAGAGGCACUUCCACCUCCAAGAUCAGUCCUCUUCUCAUCAUUUGCAUCGGUGCAUAAUUCAAAUAUUAAAGGAAGUACCUUGACUGCAGGGGCUAGAGCAUUGACCAAGCAUGUCAAUAGAUGCAGUGAUAGAUUUUGGGGAAACGUUGAAGGAAAUGAUUCCAUCAAGAAUCAGCUCGCUGUUGAGGUCAUAACCCGCAUCAUUAGUCGUUGUCGAUGGAUGAAUGUAUAUAUUGUUCAACCACAUGGAAGUGUAUUUGAAAUAAGAAUUUCUGAUGGUUAUGGUGCUCGAUGGUCCAAAGAUGGAGCUAAGUUCAUAGGGUUUCUGGAACCAUACAUGGAGGAAGGUCAUUCUAAGAGAUGGAGGCACUAAACGCUUUCGAUGGAUACACCGCCAAAUCCACUAUUGUCUUAUAGUUUGUGUGGUAGUUUACAUAUUUAUGCUUCAGUAUUUAUGAAAACUGUGUCAAUUUGUACCAUUGUUUCUUGUUGUGUUCUUAAUCUGAAUCUUGAAAAGUAAAUAGUAUGUAAAUAAGUAGCAUUCUAAGAAUUUGCUCAUGUUUUUGAUCACUUUGUUCUUGUUGAAUUCAAACUAUGUUUUUUGAGCUGUAUGUUCCUUCAUAAGUUUUAGAAAGAUGGAUAAUAAAGGGACUCUUGAAGAUGGGAUUCUAACUUUUUAUUAUGCGGGUUUUAAACAGACCCUCUAUAUAUUAUAAUUAGAGCGAGCUAGAAGUGGGUUAUGUAUGUAGUCCUAUAUUAUUCUUUUUCCGUGAUGAAGAACUUGAAAAGUUAGGGUUUCACUAAGUCAGUGAAGUAAUGAGGGGGUAGAUUUAAAAGGGAGGAAUAGUUAAAGGGUUAAUUAGAGUUAGUAAAUUAAUUAUAUUAGUUUAGUUAGGUAAGUGAGGGUAUUUUCGAAAUAACACAUGGAAAAUGAGGAUAAUUUUGGUAAA